This is a messenger RNA of Talpa occidentalis (Iberian mole), 3742 nucleotides long. Its product is annotated as patr class I histocompatibility antigen, B-2 alpha chain-like. Gene Ontology annotation, cellular component: external side of plasma membrane. The transcript is spliced from 8 exons. Lineage: Eukaryota; Metazoa; Chordata; Mammalia; Eulipotyphla; Talpidae. The coding region runs from base 44 to 1192 and encodes 382 amino acids. The record is from RefSeq and is a predicted model, not a curated record. Gene Ontology annotation, biological process: positive regulation of T cell mediated cytotoxicity; immune response; antigen processing and presentation of endogenous peptide antigen via MHC class Ib. Gene Ontology annotation, molecular function: peptide antigen binding; signaling receptor binding.
CCAGCCCCGACACCCAGCUUCUGUGGCCAAGUGGGUGAGGGCCAUGGGGCCCCCGCCCCUCCUGCUGCUGCUCUUGGGGGUCCUGGCCCCGGGGGAGACCUGGGCAGGUUCCCACUCCCUGAGGUAUUUCUUCACCGCGAUGUCCCGGCCCGGCCUCGGGGAGCCCCGCUUCAUCGCUGUGGGGUACGUGGACGACACGCAGUUCGUGCGGUUCGACAGCAACUCUCCGGGUCGGAGGGCAGAGCCGCGGGCGCCCUGGGCGGAGCAGGUGGGGCAGGAGGCCCUGGACGAGGAGACUCAGAUCCAAAGAGACAAUGCACAGUGGUUCAAAGCGCUCCUGAGGGACCUGCGUGGCCGCUACAAGCAGAGCAAGGACGGUUCUCACACCCUCCAGACGAUGUUCGGCUGUGAAGUGGGCCCACACCUGAGCCUCCUCCGCAGUUAUGAAAAGUUCGCCUACGAAGGUGCGGAUUUCAUCUCCCUGAGCGAGGACCUGCGCUCCUGGACCCCCGCGGACUCGGUGGCUCAGAUCACCCAGCACAAGUGGGAGGCUCAGGAGAGGGCCGAGCACGUCAGGCACAGUGUGCAGAGCAGGUGCUUCCCGUGGCUCCUCAGAUUCCUGAUUUUGGGGAAGGAGGUGCUGCAGCGCACAGAUCCCCCAAAGACACACAUGACCCACCACCCCACCUCUGAGCAUGAGGUCACCCUGAAGUGCUGGGCCCUAGGCUUCUACCCUGCCAAUAUCACCCUGACCUGGCAGCGAGAUGGGGAGGACCUGACCCAGGGCAUGGAGCUGGUGGACACCCGGCCUGGGGGGGACGGAACCUUCCAGAAGUGGGCGGCUGUGGUGGUGCCUUCUGGAGAGGAGCAGAGAUACAUGUGCCGUGUGCAGCAUGAGGGGCUGCUGGAGCCCCGAGUCCUGAUAUGGGUGCCCCCUUCUCAGUCCUCCAUCCCCACUGUGGUCAUCAUUGCUGGCCUGGUUCUCCUUGGAGUUGUGCUCAUUGCGGUGGUUGCAGCUAUGAUGCGGAGAAAGAAGCACUCAGGUGGAAAAGAAGGAAGCUACACUCAGGCUCCAGGGAUGGAGCAGUGGCCUGUGCAGCCCAGGCAGGAUACUGGCGUUCGGAAGCACCGGUGGCACAGAAAGGGAAGGAGAUUUUGGAGACAGAAUGACGUGGGAUCAAAACCCCGAUGAUUCUCGCUCAUUUGGAGAAAAGAACAAUAUCUCAAGAACGGUGUCUGCAGGGUCAUGGUACAAAGUCUGUCCAGCAGCCUGGAGUUGUGAGUGGGGCUGACUCUGCCCCACCUGCAGGGAGUGGGAACUGGAGCCCGGAAUCAGCCCUGAGGGCUCAUCCUCCAGGGCAGCACAGGCCUUGCUCUGCCCUCCUCGUAGGCCCCUGAAUCUCCCUGACACACCAGCAUUGAGGAAUUGAGGGGGGAUGUUCUAGCUCUGGAAAAGGGCCCCUUAACCCCCUGACCUCUCUCAACUCUCCUCCCCAUGAUCCUCUGUGAGCGUGUGUGUGUUUGGGAUAUACCAGCCCUGAAAGGACAGAAAAAGGCCCCAAAUGUAAAUAGUUUCCUGGUCAUGUAUGGAGCCAACCCCUCUGCAGUCCCACCAGGUGAGACAGAGACUCCCCCAGCCCCAGCCAGAGACCGUGUCACCCACACAGACUUUCCCCUCACAGUGUCCCAGAUGCUGCCCCUUUCCAGUCCUGAGUCUAGGCCCAGGAACUGGGUCAGCAAUUCUCAAACAUUUUCUGCUGCAGGAGGCCUUGUAGCCCCAGCCAGAUAAACUACUGGCAAGCAGUGAAGUCAAAGGGCCUCACACCGUGGGGCCGAAGUUAAAGGGCCUCACACCGUGGGGCCGAAGAUUCCUUGUGCCUCACACCGUGGGGCUGAAGAUCUAACAUCCCUUCACUUUUUGUUCUUGGUCAUAAAAGGAGAAAAAUUUCCCAAAAGGUACAUCAGGCACUACAUUAUAUACAUCAAUAUACAGUAAAUAAACGGCACGGAAAAUUAUCUCUUAAAAACUAAUUAUUAAACAAUUUGGCCCACUUGACAAUGGGAGAUGGUUUAUUAAACAUGCCUGACAAGCAUUACAAUACAACUAUUAUUGUAAGUUCUUUUUUGCCUUCCCUUGCAGUUUCUUGGGAAAGUUUUUAAAUGAAACUAUUUGAGUUAAGAAGUUUCUAGGUAGAGAAAGUUCUGAUAGCUGAGUAGCAGCCGGCCCCUGGUGUGAAGGCCAUGAGAAUAAGAAAAGUUCUUUCUUUGCUUAAGCUUUAGCUGAUGGGAAUGUUCUGGUGACUAUCAAUUGUGUUAGGUUAUUGCUUAGCUGAAACAAUGAAUUUUAGUGUAAGACUUAGUUUUUUAUUGCCUUCUUGCUGAGAGCACAAAAAAGAGAUGCGCUAAUUGUUUCUGCUUUGUUUCUAUGAACUUGAUAAUGUAAUCUCAAUGCUUGCAAAAAACGUAUAAAUAAAGAACCUGCUGAGCCUUUCGGCAGAAGAUACUAACACCUCACAAAGUGUCCAUGUCUCCUCAUUCCCUUCCCCCCAGUCCCUAAGUUUCAGAUCAUUCGUAUUGCCGACCUGCCGUCUCAUCCUUUCAGGAACCUUGACAUUUUGCCGGAGGCUGGUCCCCGGCAAUUUUCCUUUCAGGAUGUCUGUACACUCUCACAAAUUAUUAAGGAUCCCAUGUAUAAUUUUGUUAUGUGGGUUAUAGCUUUAAAUAUUUACUUUACUGAAAUAAAACCUUUUUAAAAGAUGUUAUUACUUCUUGACUUUAGAAUGAUAAUAACAAUGUGUGCUAACAAAGCAUUUUUAAGAAAAUAACUUUCUGUAAAUAUAAGGAUAAUUAAAAGAGGGAAACUUUUACAUUUUAUGUUUUUUUUUAAAGAUUUAUUUAUUUUUACACAAGAACCUGGGUACAGGCCAGAAACGCGGGAGGGUGAGAGGAUUCACCGGAGACAGAGCCAGGGAACAGAACAGGCAGAUUGCCGAGGACCAGCCUGAGCAAAAUGUCGUGUCAGGGGUUCCUGAAAGGAUGAGACAGCCUAGGCGACACGUUAAGGGCUGAAGGGAAGGGAGUGAGGCAGAUAUGCACUCUUCUUUUUGGUGCAAGUAUCUCCUGCUGAGGGGCUCAGCAAGUCUUUCAUUUUUUGCAAGCAGAAAAAUUAUGUCAUCAUGUAUAAAACAGAGACAAUCAGAGUAUUCCAUUCCCAUGGACUACUGGCUCCUGCGGAUCUUGGCUAGACGGUAACCUUCAAGGUUAAUACAUAAAAAACUAAGCCUUACACUAAAACUCAUUAUUUCAGCUAGACAAUUACUUAAGACAGUGGAUAGCCGCCAGUAGCAUCAAAAGACUCUCCUAGGCAUAUGGCCUUCAGCCGGAGACCAGCUGCUUCUCAACUAUCAGAACUUUUCCUACCUAGAAACUCCUUAACGCAGUUAACUUCAUUUAAAAACUUUCCUAGGAAACUUCUUUUAAAAAAAUGAAACUUCUAAAAAAGCAAAAGAAGGACUUACUAUAAUUGUUGUCCUGGAUUGCUUGUCAGGCAUGUUCAUGUAUAACAAACACUUUCCCAUUGUCAGGCAGGCCACAUUUACAGUGUUUAAUUUUUUAGAAGGUAAUUCUCCAUGCCAUGUGCUUAUAAUAUUCUUAUACAUAUACUUUAUUGCCCAAUGUAUUUUCUGAGAAUUUUUUUCUUAUAUGACCAAGAACAAAAUACAAAGGGAUGUUUAAUCUUCAG